GUGAGACGUGAUAUGCAGACGUUAGGAACCCUCUUUCACACCGACGAGUGGCUCCUGGACUACGAAACAGGUGAGAUCUUGGGCGUGGAGAAGAUGCUUGUGAUGGUCAAGUACACCGCGCAACAGAGCUUCCUGGCACCGUUCACUGAUGCAGAGCCGUACGAUACACGGGUAACCGAGCGCUGGAAGGAGUACCUCUUGGUGGUGCGGUCCUCUGGCGACAUGGACCAGCCGUUGCUCGUGCAGUUCUAUAAGAACCGCGGGAUCCUCCAAAAAGACGCCUCCAUCCGGGAGAACACCCUUGAUUUCACAUUCACGCAUCGAUGUACCGCCAGCUUGUACAGCAACUUGGACAAGAGCAUCGCUCUUACCGUCCCCGUCAGCAACGGGCUGUACAUAUACAUUCUCAAGACCCACACCCAGAGUGCGUCUGUCCGCUGGCUCAGUCUCUUUCGCAGCACAUUAGGUGAGGUAAAUGACGGGCGAUUUUACAUCACCGUUCCCGAUUUGCACACAUCCUUGGAAAUUCAUAUCCCACGCGACCGCUAUGACGAGUUGGUAGACGAAAGCAGACAGAUGGGAAAGGGCUUGGAUCUUUGCUUGCACAAUCGCACGGUCACUUUCGCCACGACACCCAUUCUCGCGUAUCUCAUCGACAAAUGUCUCGAACAACUCCAGCGGGGCCAAAGCCCGGAGCAAGCAGAGCUUCUCACGGCCUGGAAGCGGGACAAGACACAAUUGAAUCUUGUGUUGCGGGAUCAUGAUAGGAUCGAGUGGAUUGAUAACCAUACGCAGGCAUUUGUAUAUUCGCGAUGGCUCUCGCACGCGGGGUUUUCCUUGGAGCUCCGACCUCUCACCCACUAUCCGAGAGAAACUAAGGUGGACGUCCUCCACGAGCCAGAAAAGAUCGAGGGUUUCCUCUGUCUCUUGACGACGCGGAAAGGCCAUACCCGUCGCCGUCUUAUGGGCACGCCCGCGGUCAAGCUCGUGUACUUUUUUUCGUGCGAGAACUUGCUCUUCAAGGUGAAGUUCUUCCGUGCGGUUCCGCCGUUACCGCAGGUCGGCCUCAUCAACGCUGACGGCUCCAUCCCCAACAAGGAGGCCCUUCUAGCGUUGUUAAACACCAUGGAUGAUGUAUACACUCACUCGGUGUACCGGCUCGAUACUACCGGCCAGCUCGACUUUCUCCGCCCGGAAACUUCCGUCUCUGCUUUCCAGGAACACGAUACCAACGCGUUCUACGAGGCAGAGCGGAAGAUCAAGCAGGUGGUCAAGGCCGGGGAGGUGCUUGACAUGUGUGAUAUUGACCAUAUCAUCCCAGUGAUGAGCGAGGAGGUGGACCGGCUAGUGCGGCUAGAGUGCAAGUAUGUGUGGCAGGGGGUGGCCAGCACUGAGGUAAAGGAAGCCGACGUGAUCGGUGGUGUCUUUGAAAUUGUGAUGCGAAACGGAUGCCGAAUCCGCUUGCAAACCAGCACUUCCCUGCUACGAGACGAGUGGGUCUUGCGACUCACCGCGAUGAAAGACUACUGGACGGCGCGGAAGGGAGCGGAUUUACGCCUCAUGAGUGAGGUGAGACAACGCAACUUGGACCAGUUGGGCGUGGAUGAGUAUGAUGAGUCCUGUGUGGGCGCGUUUCCCUGGGAAAAGUCGAACUACGUCUCCAGUCCUGAGCUCUACAACGUAUCGGCUGCGGCCAUGACCAGUGCCGUUAGCAUGAGUGGGGUGCUCUUCCAAAAGCCCAAGAAGCACGCGAGCUUCAAAAAGUAUUUUGUGGUGUUGGCUCCUGGGCUCUUGAUCUUGUAUAACUACUACGACAGAUCUGCUUCCGGGAAUGUAGUCCUCACCAGCGGCCACCCGCACUUCUUGACCAUUGCCUUGUCCGAGUGCUAUGUCUACUCUGGUAACACCACCUCCUUGGACUUGCUCAAGCGCGACACAGCUUUUGAUUCGUCUAAUCCGGGAUUCCAGGGCCUUCCGCGCAUUUACAGUGACGGCUGGAAGUCGUCGGAGCAGGAGCCUGCACGGUGCUUUACGUUGUGGUUUGGCAAAAAACGCGCAAUGUCGGGGAAAAACCACAAGGUGGCGUUGAACGAGGCCAAGGGUAAGAAGAGCGCACCCAAAAACCCAGGGAUUGUGAAAAUUGUCAGUCGUUUGGGAGUCACCGGCAACAGCAUGGUGUUCAUGGCGCGGUCAGCCCAGGAAAAGGACCUUUGGGUGACAAAGUUGUUGUACGAGAUUGAGCGG
Molecule: messenger RNA, 2244 nt
Organism: Babjeviella inositovora NRRL Y-12698
Lineage: Eukaryota; Fungi; Ascomycota; Pichiomycetes; Serinales
Exons: 2
Biological process (GO): protein localization to prospore membrane; ascospore-type prospore membrane formation
Cellular component (GO): prospore membrane
Source: RefSeq, a predicted model, not a curated record